Salvelinus sp. IW2-2015 is the source of this 2862-nucleotide messenger RNA. RefSeq names its product CUE domain-containing protein 1-like. NCBI's taxonomy places the organism in Eukaryota, Metazoa, Chordata, Actinopteri, Salmoniformes, Salmonidae. Gene Ontology annotation, molecular function: ubiquitin binding. The record is from RefSeq and is a predicted model, not a curated record.
ACGGUCGUAGAGAGGUGGUAAGAGGGAGACGACACCGGUCACGGUCAGGACCAGCAGUCAAUGGAUGACAGCACAGCAUUCGGUCGCAACUGCAACUUGCGCCAAGAGAAAACACAACUUUUGGUCAACGUUUACCCUCGACCCUCGGGUAAACCAAGCAUUGUUUUUUAAUGUUGAUAAUAGGAACGGGGAAGCUAACGUCAUUUUUCUAGCUUCAGAUGUUCGUCCGCUCUUCACCUGGUGCUGAAGGGAUGUGUGGGUUGGAAGUGUUAGGACACAUCUAGUCCACCUCUGAUCAGAGAGAACAUAGCGCUGUGUCUUCCACACACUGCCUGCCUGGGGAGACCAGCCACCACAUCCUCACAGCAUUGCAUGCAGCUGGGUCAAAACCAGAGGAGAAGAGAGAAUGGCUUUCUGUGGUGUUGUGAUGAUGAGAGGAUAACGGGGCCGAGCACUGAGGGCCCUGAGGUGGACAGGCACAGUUGAAGCAGCAGGCCAGGCAGGCGGUGGGCACCCACCGUCCAGGGACCAGAAGCCACCAUUUCUCGGGUGGUGUGGCCGGCGCGGAGGAGGGGUGCCGUGCGGAGGCUGGAGGCACUCUGGAUGAUGACCAGCCUGUUCCGCCGCCGCAACAGUGGUAACCAUGGUGACGUGGCGUCGCACAGCGACAGCCCAGUCCCAGCUGAACUCAACAACAGUAAUCCCAGUGGGGGUGGGCGAACGGUGCGGCGUCUGGAGUUCAACCAGGCUAUGGAGGACUUCAGGACUAUGUUCCCCAGCAUGGAGCAGGAGGUGAUAGAGUGUGUGCUGCGGGCCAACCACGGAGCCGUGGACUCCACUAUUGACCAGCUGCUCCAGAUGAGCCUGGACGGACACGGCUCUGACGACAGCUCCGACUCAGAGGACAGCAUCCCCCCUGAGAUCCUGGAGCGGACUUUGGAGCCGGACAGCUCUGACGAGGAGCCCCCGCCGGUCUACUCUCCGCCCUCCUAUGACAUGCACAUCUACGACAGGAAGUACCCAGAUCAGGUCCUUCCCACAGCAUCACCACCACCCAGCUUUGAUGCCAGUCAAUCCCGUCCCUGCCAGCCCCCUCCUGGUCCACACCCUCCUGCCAGUCAAAGGCAGAUUGGAAGUUACAGGAACUGGAACCCACCGUUACUAGGCAACCUCCCUGAUGAUUUCCUCCGGAUCCUGCCUCAGCAGCUGGACAGUCUGCCACGCUCUCACAGCAGCCUAACGCCGACUAGUCUGACCCAGCCCUCCUGCUCUUCCUCCCUGUUGUCCAUGACGCAGCAGGUUGAGCCUGGGGCUGGGGCGGCGGCCAGGGCAGGCCAGGUUGGCAUGGAGACGGACCAGGAGAGAAAGCUGAAGCAGUACUUGGAGGAUGAGAGCAUAGCCCUCUUCCUGCAGAACGAGGAGUUUAUGAGGGAGCUGCAGCGCAACCGCGAGUUCCUCAUCGCCCUUGAGAGAGAUCGGCUGCAGUAUGAGUCAAAGGCAUCCAAGUCCCAUCAUUCACCAGCUGUCAUGGGGACGUCCACUCCAGGAGAUAAUUGUGCCUCAGGCUCUGGGGAGGCCUGCACCAAUGUUACUGAUGACGCCUUGUUCCGUGACAAACUCAAGCACAUGGGCAAAUCUACGCGAAAGAAGCUUUUUGAAAUCGCUAGAGCUUUCUCUGAAAACACCCGAAGAAGAAAAACGAAAAGGAGAGCCCUCAUGAAACAUCAUUCACUGGGUAAUGCUGCCUCCACUGCCAACCUCUUGGAAGAUGAAGAAGCUGGACACCUGAGUGAGGAGGACAGCAUGCUCAAGAGACCAGGCCCUCAGGAAGAGGAGGUGCCCCAACAGGAAGUGUUAUGAUUUCUCAUAUAGUUUUGUCUGUGACAAUGGAAGAACAAUAUGGCUCACACUACCCCCUUCUUGACCUGAACCAAGUCCCGUGGAAUAUUACUACCUUCAGAUGAAAUUUCCCAGUUAUGAAGUCGUAAGUCCUGUUUUAGAAGUCAGAGCAAUUCUUCAACCAAUGAGAUUUCAUCUAGCGCGAUGAGCUAGCUAACAUUGCUAGUGAUAAAGUUAGCUAGCUUGCUUAACUUUCACAAUAUGGUAAACUAGCUAUUAUCCACAUUGAUAUGUAACGUUAAUUUGCUUUAUCAUCUUAUUGUUGAAAAGAUGAAAUGUCAGUGAUGAAACGUCACAACUCUUAAAUUGGUUAUCUUCUCUGAAUUUCACUCUUGGGAUUCCAACAUGGGAGGGUUGUUCAAGUGCUUAUUUCCCAGUCGGAACAUCGUAUUUCCCACUUGAGUAGCAUUUGAAGGCAGCAUAUUGCUCUUUUGGUUUCAUGUUUCAGAAAUCAUCAAACUAGCUAGUUAGGCACUUUUUAAAAUAUUUAAGUUAUAUGUAAAAUGUAUUGUUAUUGAUGGUGAAUAUUAAAACAUGUUAUGAUUAGAAAAACUAUAUUUAAUUUUUUUAAAUAUUUUAAUUAUUCCUGAUAAUUGCUGAGUGAUACAGUAAAGGCACAGUGAAAGCUGGAGUUGUAAUUCUGAUAGGACUCAGGACCCUAGUGCAUUUUACUCUCAUAUGAAUGGAUUUGACCAUGUCUAGCUCCGGAACAUUCAAACAGUCCAUUUCUGGCCCCAUGUGAGUUUGUCUGUGUGCAACAGCGAUUGUUCUAGUUUAUGCUUCCCCCAAUGCAAUUAUAUUUUUCAUAAUCUGAGACUAUAUUCUCUACCAAAUUGUCUGCCUUAAGGUCCAACAACAAGGUCCAGAUAGGCAAAUUUUCCCCAUUGAUCUAAUGGUACAGUUGAAGUCGGAAGGUUACAUACAUUUAGGUUGGAGUCAUUUAAAACUUGUUUUUCAACCACU